GCUCGCAAGCUCGGGCGCACGAGUAGCUGGGGGCCGGAGGCCCCUAUUGUAGUAUAUAAUGACCCCGCGCAAUCUCGUGGACAAACACGCUCACCAUGCCGUCGCACCGGUUGUUCCAACAACCUAGCCAUAUACCCCAUCUUACUGCAUUUACACGUG
Molecule: messenger RNA, 159 nt
Organism: Postia placenta MAD-698-R-SB12
Lineage: Eukaryota; Fungi; Basidiomycota; Agaricomycetes; Polyporales; Adustoporiaceae
Exons: 2
Source: RefSeq, a predicted model, not a curated record